CCGAACUCAAACUACUUCUUUUUCCAAGAUGGCGUCGAUGAAGGAUAGCGACACCGGCCUGUGGCUUCAUAAUAAACUCGGCUCCACAGACGAACUUUGGGCGCCCUCCAGUAUCGCCUCUCUCCUCACCGUGUCAGUCAUUGACAACAUACGGCUGUGUUUUUCCAGCCUGUCGCCGCCCGUGAAGCUCAAGCUGCUGCUCGGGAUGCUGCAUCUCCCUCGGCGGACCGUUGACGAGAUGAAGGAGGCCCUGUCGGAGAUCAUCCAGCUGGCUACGGUGGAUUCUGAGCCCUGGGUGCUGAUGGUUGCUGACAUCCUUAAAUCCUUUCCAGAGACGGGCUCCCUUAAUCUGGACUUGGAGGAGCAAAAUCCAAAUGUACAGGACAUCCUAGGGGAGCUCCGGGAGAAAGUGAGCGAGUGUGAGGCGUCCGCCAUGCUGCCACUGGAGUGUCAGUACCUAAACAAGAGCGCUCUGACCACACUGGUGGGACCCCUGACACCCCCCGUCAAACACUUCCAGCUCAAGAGGAAACCCAAGAGCGCCACCCUCAGAGCAGAGCUGCUACAGAAAUCCACAGAGACAGCCCAACAGCUGAAAAAGACAGCCGGAGUGCCUUUUCAUGCCAAAGGGAGAGGCCUGGUCAAAAAGAUUGACACCACUACGCCGCUCAAGGGGAUUCCCAAGGCCCCGUUCCGCAGCCCCACCACACCCAGUAUGUUCAGCCCUCCCAGUAACCGCACACCCAUUCCCCCCGCACGGACGCCCCUGCGCAAAGAGAGGGGGGUCAAGUUGUUGGACAUUUCAGAGCUGGACAUGGUCGGAGCUGGCAGAGAGGCUAAGAGGAGAAGAAAGACGUUGGAAACGGAGGCUGGAGAGAAAGCAGCCAAAGAGGAAGCCGUGGUGGAGAACGCCACACCGGACUACGCUGCUGGUCUGGUCUCUGCACAGAAACUCGGUGCGUUGAACAACGAGAGCGCCCUCCCGUCAACCAGCUACCUACCAGCCACACCCAGCAUGGUGCCCUCCUCCUCCUACAUUCCCAGCUCAGAGGCACAGCCAGCGAACGCAGGCGGUUCAGGACGGGAUGCCCUGCAGUCAGCCCGGCAGCCGGAGGAGUCAGCCACGGCAGGCGGCGGCACAGCUGCCACGUUACCAGGCCAGUACAAACAGAGGACGCCCAUGUACAACGCCAGCACCACGGCCAGCCCCGCCACGCCCACGUCUCCCAGCACGCCGGCCUCCACCCCCGCCAGCAACGGGCCCCCUGCCGCUGCCACCGCCAGCCAGCCAGAGACCCCCACCCAGCCGCCCAGCACGCCUCAGACCCCCACCCCGACACCGACCCCCACGCCGCCACAACCCCAACCCAAAAAGAACCUCUCGCUCACGAGAGACCAGAUGUACGCUGCCCAGGAAAUGUUCAAGACAGCCAACAAGGUCACCAGACCGGAGAAGGCCCUCAUCCUGGGCUUCAUGGCUGGAUCCAGAGAGAACCCGUGCCCGGAGCAGGGUGACAUCAUCCAGAUCAAGCUGAGCGAGCACACGGAGGUCCUGCCUAAGGCCGACGGCACCGGCAGCACCACCAUGCUGGUGGACACAGUCUUCGAAAUGAACUACGCUACGGGACAGUGGACCCGUCUCAAGAAAUACAAACCCAUCACCAACACCUCCUGAGGCAGCCCAGGGGACGCUCGCUCCCUCUGAUACACACCCACACACUUUUUCGUAUUGUCACACACACCAAACACAUGUUUACAUGCAUACAGGCAUUUGCAUACACACUUGGGCCAAAUCAAGCACUGGGGGAGGGGUGGGAAGGGGGGUUACUGGAGGGGUUGAGAACUCCCCCUCUUAAAGUUCCUGCACCGCUGAAAUGCAGGACUCUUCAAGACUAUUUCUGUAUUAUUUUUCCACCCCUCCUCUUUUUAUUAUUGUUUUUCGUAAGUCCCCUCAGAUUCCUGAAUGUCGUUGUGGUCAUAAGGGGCGAGAGGUGUAAGAAUAAUGAGCAGAGAGGUGAUCGCUCUCCCAGCAGGCGUGCUUUCAAGAUUUGUACUCCAAGGUACAAGCAUGUCCCGUGUUGAGAAAAGAAAGGCAAGCUGUCCAAAUUUUUUUGUCUGAAUGUGACAUUUGCAGCUUGUUCUUCUUUCAGAAUAGAAUGAUGGUUUGGGAGAGAGAAAAAUGUGAUGUACUCAUGGAGAUCACCGAAAAGGAUGAUUAGUGCAUAAUUCUUGAUGCUGUCAAGUUCUGUUUUUGGAGCCUUCUGGAAGAUGUUGAAUAAUUUUUCAUCCUGUUGCAAAAGAAGGGAAGAAAAUAAAGCAAAAACAGAUUCCACA
Messenger RNA from Myripristis murdjan (pinecone soldierfish), 2334 nucleotides. RefSeq names its product negative elongation factor complex member A (gene nelfa). Gene Ontology annotation, biological process: negative regulation of transcription elongation by RNA polymerase II. The transcript has 11 exons. NCBI's taxonomy places the organism in Eukaryota, Metazoa, Chordata, Actinopteri, Holocentriformes, Holocentridae. Bases 29 to 1675 code for a protein of 548 amino acids. The record is from RefSeq and is a predicted model, not a curated record. Gene Ontology annotation, cellular component: NELF complex.